GGAGUGGGGGAGGUAUUUAAAAGCCGAGCAGGACGGCUCAGGCGAGCGCUCCAACUCCCAGUCAGUGUUGGGAGGGAAAAAGGCCAAAGCAGACUGGCUCACUCUUACGCACAGGGUAGUCUUCCUCAGCGCCUUCGUUCUGCUCCAAACUCCACCUCAAGAACCUCACCGUCUCCCGGGACCUGUGAACUCCACCCGUGCACCUCUUCCUCUCCCUCCCUCUCUCUAGCUCACUAGCUCCCUCCUUCGUCUCUGCCCACGGCCGGGAUGCGGCAGGCCUCUCUCGGGGGCGCCGCCCUGCUGGCGCUGGCCAUAGCAGCAGCGGUGCUUGGUGUCACGGCUGCCGUGGACGUCGCCAACCCUGCCGCAGGGUUCUACCCGCGAUUCAACCCGUUCUUCUUCCUGUGCACCCAUCACACGGAGCUGGGGGGUGCCAGUGGGCUGGAUGGGGGCCCCGAGGUGCAACUCACGCUGCAGAUCGUGGGGAACCCUGGUGCUUACAGCCCUGGACAGGAAUAUCAAGUGACAAUCUCCACCAGCACAUUCUUCGACGGCCUGCUGGUCACAGGGCUCUAUACGUCGGCCACCGUCCAAUCGGGUCCCAUCCCUGCUCCUGCCGCCUUCGGAUUUGGGGUGGUCCCGGAGCACCAGUUCGGCACCCAGUUCGUGUGCAGCGUGGUGGCGUCCCAUGUUAGCCACACCCCCUCCACCAGCUUUAGCUUCAUGUGGAUUGCCCCCCCACCGGGUACUGGCUGCGUCAACUUUCUGGUUACUGCUACAUAUCGAGGACAGAUCCUCUUCAAGGACGCUUUGGCCCAGCAGCUAUGCGAGCAAGGAGCCCCCACGGAGUCCCCGGUCAGGCCUGCGUUGGCUGAGAUCCACACGAAUCACGCCAUCCUUCGUGACGACUUUGACUCUAGUCAGCAGGGGACCGUGGACCCGAACCUCUGGUCCGAGUGCAGCAACUGCGAUGUGAGCGAGCAGUGUGGUGUUCUCAUGCACGGCAAGGCGGUCAUUUUCUGCGAGCCCUUCGGACAGAGGGAGCUGGUCACCGUGCCCCUGAACACCAGCAUGGCAUCUGUCCUGCAGUUUGCCCUGGGUUCUGGCCUCUGCCGCUUCAGUUACUCAGACCCCCGCAUCACCGUCUCCUUCAGUCUGAACGGCUCUGAUGACUGGCUCGCCUUGGACUGGAUCAGAGCCCCCACCAACCGCAGCACAGUAGUACACCUGCUCCCCCUCCCCGUCCAGGCCCGCGGAGAGGGAGUGCGUCUCCGCUGGGCCCAGGAACCACAGCCUGGCCCCGAAGGUUAUGAAUCCUGCUGGGGGCUGGAUAACGUGUUGCUGGUGAAUGCGGCUCACCGCCCCCCCCUGCUGGAGGAGAACCUGGACCCGCCCGAUACUGCCAAUUGGCUCUUUUUCCCAGGGGCCACUGUCAAGCAUGCCUGCCAGUCGGAGGGGAACGCUCUGUAUUUCCAUGGCAACGAGGUGGGGGGACCCAGCUUCGCCUCUACCCGUGACAUCGACCUGCAUCGUGAAGAGGGCCGCAGCUACUGGGAGGAGGAAUUUGAGAGCCCCCCUGUCGGCUGGGAUAUAACGGGUGCUGUGUACGGGACCCAGUGUGGGGAGGUGGAGUCGGGAUCCUCGCUAGUCCUCCUGCGGGAUGGGGAGAGGAAGGUCUGCACCCCGUACCUGGACACCACCUCUUACGGGAACCUGCGUUUCCACUUUGUCAUGGGUGGUGGACAGUGUGACCCGGGAGAGUCCCAUGAGAAUGACGUCAUCCUCUUUGGCCAAUCGGAAGGCCGGAGGGAGCAUGUGAUCCUGGACACCCUGCCAUAUUCCUCCUACCAGUCCCCCUCGGUGGUGUCAGUGGCCCUGCCCCCAAGUCUACAGACCCCGGUGACACGCUUCUGCCUGGAGCAGCGCAUGCAUGGUGGCUCGCAUCGCCACGUCUGGGCUGUGGACUUCAUGCAGCUGCUGCCCCUGCUGCCCAGCACCCACACGCACGUGGCCCAGUUCUCCAUCAACCUGGGCUGCGGCUCCUACCAGCCGGCCAACAGUGUCAGCCUUGAGUUUUCCACCAAUCACGGUCGCUCCUGGUCCCUCCUGCACAUUGAGUGCCUGCCAGAACUCUGUGCUGGACCCCACCUGGCCCACAGCACCAUCUACUCCUCUGAGAACUACAGUGGGUGGACCAGGAUAUCCAUUCCUCUGCCCAAUGCAGCCUUGACGGACAGCACACGGUUCCGCUGGAAACAGACUGGGCUGGGCACGAGCACCAUGUGGGCCAUUGACAAUGUGUACAUCGGCCCGUCUUGCCUCCGUUUCUGCUCUGGGAGAGGACACUGCUCUCGUACUGGCUGCAAGUGUGACCCCGGCUUCAGCGGUCCCGCCUGUGAGCUGGCCUCUCAGAACUACCCGGCCUUUUUGUCGGAGGGCUUCUCCAGCACACGCCUCUCCUCAUACCACAGCUUCUCCUCGCUGCGUGGUGCCGAGGUCAGCUUCGGCUGUGGUGUGCUGGCCGCCGGCAAGGCGCUGGUCUUCAACCGUGACACCCGGCGGCACCUGGUCACCUCGCCGCUGGACAGCAGCCAGGCCAGGUAUCUCCAGUUCACCCUGCGGCUGGGAAGUCGCAGCGCCCUGAGCUCCUGCCCUGCCCCUGAUCAGCCUGGAGAGGGCGUCCUGCUCCACUACUCGUCAGAUAACGGCAUCACCUGGACGCUGCUGCAGCACUAUGCCUAUCAGGGCUUCCACGAGCCCAGGAUCAUCUCCGUGGAGAUGCCGCCCGGUGCACGUAAGUUCGGAGUGCAGUUCCGCUGGUGGCAGCCGUACCACUCGGGCCGUGGCCAGGAUGUGUGGGCGCUGGAUGAGAUCUCCAUGACCUCGGUGCUCUUCAACACCAUAAGCCUGGACUUCAGCAAUGUUCUGGAUGUCACCCAGAGCCUGGGCUUCUACCUGGGACAAGUGCAGCCCUACUGUGACCAUGACUGGACUCUGAGCUUCUCCGGCCCGCCCAGUCCCGGCUCUAGCAUCCGCUACGUGGAGACCCAGUCCAUGCAGAUCGGCGCCUCCUACAGCCUGCAGUUCUCCCUGGUGAUGGGCUGCGGCCGAGAUCCGUCUCCCAACAUCGACACCCAGGUCCGCCUGGAGUUCUCCACCAAUCAUGGCCUCACCUGGCACCUGGUCAAAGAGGCCUGCCUGCCCGGGAUGCCGAGCUGCCCUGAGUUUACGGCCCCCAGCGUGUACCACCCUUCCGAGUUCAACGACUGGAGGAGGGUCACCAUGCCACUGCCGCACAAGACGUGGUCAAGUGCCACGCGCUUCCGGUGGAUCCAGAACUACUACGGCGAGCAGGACGACUGGGCCCUGGAUGACAUCUAUAUCGGGCAGCAGUGUCCGUACAUGUGCCGGGGGCAUGGCUGGUGCGACCACGCGCACUGCAGGUGUGAUGAUGGAUUCUCAGGCCCGGACUGUCAUCCCUCGUCUCCACUUGCCUCCAGCAUCCUCUCGGACUUCGAAUCCCAGGGUGCACUUCUCACGUCGUGGCAGGAGGUGAUUGGUGGAGAGGUAGUGACCCCCGACCAGGGCUGUGGGGUCAUCUCGUCCGGAUCCUCACUCUACUUCAGCAAGGAUGGGCUGAGGCAGCUGGUGAGCUGGGACCUGGACACCGAGUGGGCGGAGUAUGUGCAGUUCUACCUGCGCGUGGGUGGGGAUUGGGCGGAAUGUAACCAUGCCGACAGCAGGGAGGAGGGCGUGUUGCUGCAGUACAGCAAUGACGGCGGAAUCAGCUGGGGCCUCAUCGCUGAGAUGUACUUCACGGACUUCACUAAGCCCCGCUUCGUUCACUAUGAGCUGCCCCAAGCCGCCAAGACGCCCAGCACACGCUUCCGCUGGUGGCAGCCCCUCCACUCUGGCGAGGGCUACGACCAGUGGGCCAUCGAUGACAUCAUCAUCCUGUCCGAGCGGGAGAAGCAGAUCGUCCCCGUGGCCAGCCCCACCCUUCCCCAGAACUUCUAUGAGAAGCCGGCGUUUGAUUACCCACUGAAUCAGAUGAGCGUCUGGCUUCGUCUGGGCAACGAGGGCAUGGAUAAGGAGGGCAACGGCAGCUUCUGUGCCCCCACGCCCUCCGCCAUGGUGUUCGGCCGCUCCGACGGGGACCGGGUGGCCGUCACUCGGGACCUGUCCCUGCGACCUGGAUACACCCUGCAGUUCAAGCUGAACAUCGGCUGCGAGGUCCAGUUCAGCCCGUUGGCCCCAGUGAUGCUGCAGUACUCCCACGACGCUGGCCGUACCUGGGCUCUGGUCCAGGAGAGCUGCUACCCAGGUUCACCAGCGGGGGGCGCCUGCGAGGGCAGUGGCCGCGAAUUUCAGGAGCCCAGCGUCUACAACACGGGUGACUACGAGCGCUGGAGCAGGGUCACCGUGGUGAUACCGCGUGGCGUGGCCGCCAGUAAGACGCGGUUCCGCUGGUUCCAGGAGAGCAGCGUGUACCGGGACGCCCCCCCCUUCGCCCUGGAUGGGGUGUACAUCUCAGAGCCGUGUCCCAACCACUGCGGGGGUCACGGGGACUGCAUCUCGGGGGUCUGCUUCUGUGACAUGGGCUACACAGUGGAGCAGGACAGCUGUGUCCCCGCCCAGCCGAGCCCCACAGAGCUCAUGGAAGACUUCGAGGGCAAACUCAGCCCUCUCUGGCAGAGCCUGUUUGGCACCCAGGUGGGCGCUGGCUGCGGGACCAUCGCGGACGGAAAGGCUCUCUACUUCGGCGCCGCUGGGAGAAGAGAAGCCCGCACUGUCCCCCUGGACACCACGAACAGCCGCCUGGUUCAGUUCUACAUACGGAUUGGUGGAAAGAGCAUGGGCUCCGCGUGCAGCAGGCCCCGCUCCCGAAAUGAAGGCGUGAUUGUCCAGUUCUCCACCAACAACGGCGUAAGGUGGCACUUUCUCAGGGAGUUGGACUACAACUCCUUCCUGGAGCCGCAGAUUGUGACGAUCGAGCUUCCGCCUCCGGCCAAAACUGCCCACACGGUGUUCCGCUGGUGGCAGCCUCAGCAGGGCAAGCAUUCGGCCCAGUGGGCCCUGGACGACGUCCUGAUCGGGAUGAACGACAGCUCCAGGACGGGCUUCCAUGACAAGUUCGACGGGCCUGCUCCGGUGCGGCACACCUGGUACCGCGUGCAGGGCGGGCGGGUGACCGUGGACUGCCUGUCCCUGGACACGGCGCUCACCUUCAGCAGCGAGGUCGCAGACAAGAAGCCACGCUACGUGGAGACCUGGGAUUUCGAGGUGUCUGGCUCCUCCUUCCUCCAGUUCGAUCUCAGCAUGGGCUGCAGCAAGGCCGCCUCAGCGUCCCACGGUGUCCGCCUGGAGUUUUCCACAGAUGGGGGGCGCCGCUGGGCCUUGCUCACCCCCGAGUGCGUACCCCCUGCCAUCGGCUGCUCCAGCUAUACCCAGAGCUCCAUCUACAGCGCCCCCCAGUAUUCACGUUGGAAAAGGGUCACCGUUUACCUGCCCAGCGUGGCCAACUCCCCCAGGACGCGGUUCCGCUGGAUCCAGAGCCAUUUCACCCCUGGGGCGGACGGCUGGACCCUGGAUAAUGUGCUCCUAACCCCUGGGUGCCCCUGGAUGUGCUCUGGCCAUGGCCUGUGUGACAGCGGCCGCUGCGUGUGUGACCGUGGUUACGGGGGCCCACACUGUGUCCCCCUGAUGCCCCUGCCAUCGAUGCUGAAGGAGGACUUCAACGAGAACCUGCGGGGGGAGCAGUGGCCGGAGGUGUAUGGGGCCGAGCGGGGCACCCUCAGCGGGGAACCGCUCAAGUCCGGCACGGCACUCAUUUUCAAAGGGGAGGGGCUCCGCAUGCUGGUGUCCCGCGACCUGGACUGCACCAGCGCUCUGUACAUUCAGUUCUCCUUCAAGUUCAUCACCAAGGGGGUCCCGGAACGGUCCCACUCCGUGCUCCUGCAGUACUCCGUGAAUGGGGGCAUCAGCUGGCUGCUGUUGGAUGAAUUCUACUUCCCCACGUCCACCGACACACUGUUCCUGCACCUGCCCCUCCCCCAAAGUGGCCAGACCAACGCCACGCGCUUUCGGCUGUGGCAGCCUUACAAUAACGGAAAGAAGGAGGAAGUGUGGGUGAUUGAUGACCUCAUCAUCGACGGCAACUCCCUGCACACCCCCCCUCUCCUGGAAGACAGUUUUGAGGGGGGGCCGGUGGAGAAUGCCUGGCUUUUCUAUCCUGGAGGCAACAUUGGGUCGUACUGCCCCUACCAGAAGGGGGCGCUGCAGGACGACUCUGCCAUGGUGUUUGUGUCCAGUGAUCUUGGGGAACAUUCCAUCACCACCCGUGACGUUGACGUCAAUGAGAACACCAUCGUCCAGUUUGAGAUCAACGUGGGCUGCACCACGGACAACUCGGCCGCCAACGCCGUGCGCCUGGAGUUCUCGCGGGAUUUUGGUGCCACCUGGCACCUGUUGGUGCCGCUGUGCUCGGGGAGCCCCCAGCCCAACUCGCUGUGCUCCACAGAGCUGCACCCCGCCAGCAUCUACCACUCGGGCACCACCCAGGGCUGGAGGAGGGAGGUCAUCCACUUUGGCAAGCUCCGCCUAUGCGGGUCGGUGCGGUUCCGCUGGUACCAGGGCUUCUAUGUGGGUGGCGCUGCCCCCCCGACAUGGGCUCUGGACAAUGUGUACAUCGGGCCACGGUGCCAGGAUAUGUGCGGGGGCCACGGAGCGUGCGUGGGGGCGGCGCGGUGCACCUGCGACCUCGGCUACUCUGGGCCCGACUGCUCCGUGCCCCACGUGCCCAACCCUGACUUCCUGAAGGAGGACUUCGAAGCUGUGGGGCCGAGGCUCAGAGAAAGGCUCCGAAGCGGCGAUAAGGUGCCCGUCACGCACGCAGGGGGCUUCGUAGACAGGGGGCGCUUUCUGCUGCUCAGCGGGGGGAAGCCCUCCAGGAAGUGCGGGAUCAUGACCAGCGGGAACCACCUGUUCUUCAGCGAGGACGGCCUGCGCAUGCUGGUCACCGUGGACUUAGACCUGUCCAACGCCAGGUUCGUGCAGUUCUUCUUGCGCCUGGGCUGUGGUAAAUCACCCCCAGACCCUCGCUCCAAGCCCGUCCUCCUGCAGUUCUCUGUCGACGGCGGCCUGUCCUGGGUGCUGCUGCAGGAGUUCCUCUUCAGCAACAGCAGUAACCAGGCGCGCUUGGUGGCCCUGGAGAUCCCACUGCGCUCCCGCACCCCAGCCACACGCCUGCGCUGGUGGCAGCCUUCUGAGGACGGCCACUUCCACAGCCCCUGGGUCAUGGACCAGGUGGUCAUAGGGGGCAGUGCCAGUGGCUGGGGGCCCCUGGAGGAUGACUUCUCGUCCAAGGAUGAGCGAUCUUGGCUGCUUCACCCGGGGGGCACCCGCAUGCCCGUGUGCGGCUCCGACGGCGAGGCCUUCGCCUUCAUUGAGAAGUCCAACACGCGCUACGCCGUCACCACCGACAUCAGCGUGGGCCAGGACGCCUUUGUACAGUUUGACUUCUCCGCCUCCUGCUCCGUCACCAACUCGUGCUACGCGGUGGAGCUGCAGUUCUCCCUGGACCUGGGCCUGUCUUGGCAGCCGCUGGUGAGAGACUGCCUACCCAGCAGCCCCGACUGCCCCGCCUACACACUGCAGAGGCUGCUGGUGUCUGACACCUACAACAAGUGGGGGCGUGUCACCCUUCCCGUCCCCCCCUACGCCAGGUCCCCGGCGACUCGGUUCCGCUGGUACCAGCCAGCUCCCUUUGACAAGCAGCAGACGUGGGCUCUGGACAACCUGUACAUCGGGGACGGCUGCCCGGACAUGUGCUCUGGACAUGGGCGCUGUCAGCAGAGCACCUGCGUCUGUGACCCGGAGUGGGGUGGCGUUUAUUGCGACGAGCCGCAGUCGCCCCUUCCCUCCCAGCUCAAGGACAGCUUCAGUCGGGCGCCAAAUCCCAGCAGCUGGCUCUUGGUAACAGGGGGCAAGCUAAGCAGCGUGUGUGGGGCCGUGGCGUCGGGCGAGGCUCUGCACUUCAGUGGGAGCUGCAGUCGUCAACUGGUCACCGUGGACCUGAACCUCACCAGCGCCGAGUUCAUCCAGUUCUACUUCAUGUAUGGCUGCAUGGCGCCCCCUAGCAACCGCAACCAGGCAGUCCUGCUGGAGUUCAGCCUGAAUGGUGGCAUCAGCUGGAACCUGCUGACGGAGAUUUUCUAUGACCAGUACAGCAAGCCUGGGUUUGUGAAUGUGCUGCUGCCCCCUGCUGCACGGGUGGAGGGAGUGCGUGUGCGCUGGUGGCAGCCACAGCAUGACGGCGUGGACCACAGCGACUGGGCUCUGGACAAUGUGCUCAUUGCUGGCUCGGACCCUCGGGCCCAGAUCCUGGACACGUUCGGGGGAGUCGCCCUGCCCAAUCACGAGCGAACCCCCGCUGAUGGAGCCUCUGUGGGACGUGUCACCCACCUGCCUGACCUGGAGGAGCCCACCACAGUGAGUGACCACUGGCUGUUCUCGGAGGACUGCGUGCUACAGCGCUUCUGCGGCUCCCCGGAUGGCGUGAUGGUGUGCGGCAACGUGGACGGGCGCGAGGUGUACGCCGUCACGCACGACAUCGUCCCGGGCAACGGCUGGGUCAUGCAGUUCAAGAUGGCUAUGGGCUGUGGUAUCCCAGAGCGACUCGCCGAGAGACAGGUCCAUGUCCAGUACUCAGUGGACUUCGGCGUGUCCUGGAGGUACCUGCUGCCCCAGUGCCUGCCCGCUGACCCGCAGUGUGGGGGCCAGGUGUCCCAGCCGUCCGUCCUCUUCCCGGCUGAGGCCUGGAAGCGGGUGAUCUACCCGCUGGCAGACAGCCUGACUGACACGUCGGUGCGCUUCCGGUUCUACCAGCAGCACUCGGACACCCAGUGGGCCCUGGAGAAUUUCUACAUCGGGCCGGCGUGCGAGGGCCACUGCGGGGGCCACGGAGACUGUCUGGACCAGCGCUGCCUCUGCGACCCCGGCUUCUCUGGGCCCAGCUGCCAUGCCAGCUCGCCGCUCAGGACCUCCCUGAAGGAGCGCUUUGACUGGGAGGGCUCCCCCGAUCCCCAGUGGCAGAUCCUGGAGGGGGGCCGCCCCUGUACUGACUGCGGGGUGCUUGUGGAGGGGACGGCCCUGUACUUCAGUGGCGCCAACGCCCGGCAGGCUGUCACCCAGGACCUGGACCUCCGUGGAGCCAAGUUUGUGGAGUACUGGGCGAGGAUCGGGAGCGAGGACAACAUGACAAUGUGUCACCGGCCAACGUGCCGCAAAGAGGGAGUGCUGCUGGACUACUCCACCGAUGGAGGUGUGUCCUGGACCCUGCUGCAUGAGAUGGAUUACCUGAAGUAUGCGUCUGUGCGGAGGGAUUACAUCGUGCUGCCAGAGGGGGCGCUGUCCAAUGCCACCCGCUUCCGCUGGUGGCAGCCUUUUACCAUCUCCUCGGGCCUGGCCAUGCCCGGCCUGGAGCGGGCUCAGUGGGCCCUGGACAACAUCCUGGUGGGCGGGUCUGACAUCAACCCAAGCACCCUGCUCGACACUUUCGAUGAAGAGGGCAUGUCUCACGAGGAAUCCUGGAGCUUCUACCCCAAUGCUGUACGCACGGCUGGCUUCUGUGGAAACCCCUCCUUCCAUCUGUACUGGCCCAACAAGAACGGCGACGGCACUCACAACAUCUUGGUCACACGCGAGCUAAUCGUGCAGCCUGGCUACAUCCUGCAGUUCAAGAUUGUGGUGGGCUGCGAGGCGGACAGCUGUGAGGAUCACCAUGCUGUGAAGCUCGAGUACAGGAAGGAUGCCAGGUCUGAUUCCUGGCACUUGGUACAGUCCGAGUGUCUCCCCUCCUCCGUGAACAACGUGGGCUGCUCCCCCUUCCAGUUCCAUGAGUCGACCAUCUAUAGUCCCGUCAACAGUUCGGUGUGGACCAGGGUCACUGUCCAGCUGCCAGACUAUGUCUCCUCUGGUGCGACGCAGUUCCGGUGGAUCCAGAAAGAGGGUGCUGGUGAGCGGCAGGGCUGGGGAGUAGAUCACGUUUACAUUGGUGAGGCGUGUACCGGCCUCUGCAGCGGUCAUGGCUAUUGUACCAGUGGGGCUGUCUGCAUCUGUGAUGAGGGACAUCAGGGUGAUGACUGCUCCCUGUCCAGCACUGACCUCUCCAGCUCCAUCAAGGACAACUUUGAGUCUGGAACCGUGUCUGAUGAGAGCUGGCAGCUGAUCCAGGGAGGAGGUGUGGGUAACGGGUGCGGCCAGCUCUCUCCCCAUGCCCAUGGCGAUUCGCUCUACUUCAACGGCUGCAAGAUGAGGCAGGCCAUCACCAAGCCUCUGGAACUCACCAGGGCAAGCAAGAUCAUGUUCGUGCUGCAGAUCGGCAGCACAUCCCAGACGGACAGCUGCAAUGUGGCCCUCGACCGGCCUGACACAGUGGAUCGGGCUGUCCUGCUGCAGUACAGCAUCAACCAUGGAGUCAGCUGGCAUGUCAUCGCCCAGCAUCAACCCAAGGACUUUAUCCGAGCCCAGAGGGUCUCCUACAACAUCCCACUCGAGGCGAGAGUGACAGGAGUGGAGCUCCGAUGGUGGCAGCCCCGUCAUGACGGUGCCGGCCACGACCAGUGGGCCCUGGACCAUAUUGAGGUCGUCCUAGUCAGCACCCGCAAACAAAACUACAUGGUGAACUUUUCGCGGCAGAGCAACCUGCGGCACUACUACAGCAGGAAGAGGCGGGCUCUGCGGCAGCAUGCCUGAAAUGCGCCGAGCGGCCUCGCUCGCACUGUGACCCGCCCGCUCACGCAUAACCCUCCUCCACCACUUUGUGCUGAUGGCGUCGACGUCCCGGAGAGCUCGACCAACCAGAGGAUUCUGACCAGCCUUAGACCACCCGCCCCCCACUCUCUGACUGACGCGUGGGCCGUCCAAUCAGACAGCUCGAAGUGCGCCAGCCACUCAAGGCCUUCCCGAGAAAUGCCGACGGGAAGGACUUGCAGCAAACCAGCCGUUUUGUUUACUUCCUGUGGACUUUCGGGUUAGAUUGAUUCAUUAUUGUUGCUGUUAGUAUUCUCACUGCCAUGAUCACGAUACAAGCCUGGCCUUCACCUUUCACCCUUCCUCAACCACACUGUGAAGCAAAAAGGCAUCUGUAAAGAGAGGCAUCCGAGUGAAACUGGGGGCUCCCUUCAUCGCGGGGGCCCAGAAGCAUCGCCACGACGACGAUUAUGAUGCGAUAAUGAGUAUUGUGCUCUUGCUGUUCUGUGCGUCUGUGACUUCAGUUUGUGACGAGUUGAUUGUGCUAUUCUGUUUACUUGUUUGUCUUUGUUGUUUUUUUUUUGUUUGUUUGUUUUUUUUACUUAAUGUUGAUUUGUUUUCGUUUUUUUCCCCCUCCUCUAUUACUGGACGGCUGAUAUUAAGGAUAGUCAAGCCUCGGAGGAAGAUGAACGAAAAAACAAAGGGAAAGAAAAAAAUGAAACAUUUACAAAUUAGGUUUUUUUAAAAAUAUUUUUUAUAUAUGUUAGUUCCCAAAAUGCAGAUAUUUAUGGCAAAAAUUCUUCAUUUAACAUAUUUAAGAUGCACUGUGUAUGAGAUGUUAUUUUUUAGUGUUAAGUUAUUAGGCAGUUGAGCCACACACUGGCCGUGAUGAUCCACCCAGGUUCAUUCGUGUCGUUACCUCCUUCCUACCCCCCCACUCCAGAUUCUCCGUUUAUUUCCGAUUCCCUGAGGUGCUGUCCGCCCCGUCUGUGUUGUUUUGCAGUCUGUGUAUGGUGGAGUCCUCCUCCCUGAUCCCAGUGUAACUCCAGUCUCCUGUAUAUAAAUAUAUAUAUAAAUGUGUGUAUAUUCACUAUGGAGGCCUCCAGCAGCCUUAUAAAAGGGAAAUUAAAGUACAGUCCGAACCUCA
Paramormyrops kingsleyae is the source of this 11899-nucleotide messenger RNA. The record is from RefSeq and is a predicted model, not a curated record. Lineage: Eukaryota; Metazoa; Chordata; Actinopteri; Osteoglossiformes; Mormyridae.